AUAAAACAUUCCAAAACAUCAACCAAAACAUCCCGCUCUUGACUCUUGUUGUCAUUUAAGAAUUAUUUGAAUUGCACUGUAAAUUAUUCCUUUUACUAGAAGACAGGCAAUAACAACAGCAAUGGAAAUUUGAUACUGUUGCAAAACAAACACAAACAAAAUAAAGUUGUUUACCGCUGGUGUACAUGGGGUUUACAUGUAAAGUUGUUGUUUGUAUACACCCUGAGCCCAGCUGGCACAGCGCCACCUGUGUGUGCAUCUUGUGCACACCGUCUGUGUCAAACACGAAAAGAGCGUUCUAUUCUCCUGGGUGCAACACUGUUGGUAGCAUUUAUCCAAGGCCUCCCCUGUCCGCAACUGUGUUGUGUUGAAAAUCUCUCGUUGCUGGUGGAAUCGUCGAACGACCGAACGAUAGGAAAAAGGCCCUGCGUAAUUUGGAGGAAAAAAACACGUCCCAAUUCGGCUCACGGAUUUCGUCACCCCAAAAACACUCGCACAAGUGUCGAACUGCAGCUCGCACGACUAGCGACUGGUUAUCAAAGUUGUGUGUAUACAAUCUGCUGCUGGAAAGGAUCCCAGGUUUGGGUUGGAACGAUUUGUAGGGCGGUGCAAAUCGACGAGCGAACUGCCUUGCCAGCCUGUGGUGCUGCUCGAUAGUUCGGGGAAAUGAGUUUUGCUUCAGAACGCAAUUACAGCAGGAAAAUUGGUAUCACAACAAGGCGUUAGGUUGCUUGUUGCACCUAUUGCAUCGCUAGACGUGGGAGGAGGAAGUGAGGUGGAAACAGGGAGAAACAGUCCCAUGGUUUGUAAUGCCCGCUUUCUGACCCUAACACGCCACAAGCCGUAGGGUCGAAACUGUGAUCUACAUUAACCCAACCAACCAUUCGGUUGGUCGCAAAAGAGGAACGAACCACAUACCAGCUAGGAUUGUAAAUAAUAGCGUCGUUGUACCGUGCAGGGCAGGCAUGCUUUAGUGUACAGGCCUCCACCCACCCCCUGCAGCACCCUGUUCUAGCAGAAGGCCGGAAGAAACCGGAAACGCAAUAUGGAUUUGGACACGGACUGCUGUGAAUACCCCCAAGACUGCUCGAUGGUGGACGUCCAGGAUUAUGGCGACAUGGGACUAAAAAUGCUCUACAACACAAAUAGUGUGUUGCAAAAGAUUGCCAACCUGUACGCGGAACGGCUUAUGUCGGAUGUGACGCUUGUGGUGGGCGAAAACCGAUAUCCAGCCCACCGGAUCAUUCUCUGUGCCAGCAGCGACGUGUUUCAGGUGAUGCUGAUGAACGCGACGUGGCGCGAGUUCGGGGACGCGGUCAUCACACUGCAGGAGGAGGACAAGUGCCAGGACGUGUUUCCCCAGUUUCUGCGCUACAUGUACGUCGGCAAAAUGACGAUCUCGGUCGAUACGGCCGUGUACAUACUGAAGCUCGCCGACAAGUACAACAUCCACGAUCUGGUGCAGAUCUGCAUCGACUACAUGAAGCGCCACGUUAACAAAGCGACCGCCAAAGGACACUUUGUCGAGUGGCUGCACAAUGCGCUGCUCAUCUGCCCGGGUCGGAAGGAUUUGAUUACGCUGCUGGAGAACUAUCUAAAAUGGAACCUGGAGCGGAUAGUGGCGUACCCGGGCUGGGAGCAGCUGAGCCUCGGUCUGAUGAACUGGCUGUUGCAGCAGAACGAUCUAGUCGUGCGCAGCGAGUUCCGGCUGUACGAGCUGGUCGAGUGUUGGUUUCGGUACCAGAAAACGGCAAUCGAGGAGCGGGCCGACAUGCGGGAACAGGACCGGGAAAGUGCAAUCAAUAAGCUCAUCAACGGUGUGCUGGUACACAUACGGUUCGCGAUGAUGAGCCUACCGCAGCUAGCGAACGUCCUGAUGAGCGGUGCGUCCGUGCGGAUGCUGAAAGAGUUUUACGUGGCGCGGGUAGCGGACGGGAUGAAUUUUCACUCGCGCCACCUGGAGAUAGUCAGUGCCAUACGGCAGAGCGAAACGGGUGAACUGUUUUUCACACCGCGGCUCUACACCAGCGACCUGUGGAGUUUGGAGAUUGCGGUCAACUACUUCCACAAGGUGGAAAAAUAUUCGAGCGUCGCGUCGGUGUUCUUUUCACCCACCAACUUCAGUGAUGUCGAUGAAGAGAGUAAUGGUUGGGAUGUGGAGUUUUUCCCGCUCGGUGUACGCUACAAACCGGCACAGCUGAUCGGUAUCUACAGUGCGGCCACCAAUCGGGAAAUACCGGAAAGUAUCAUACGCACGGUACGGUUAAGAAUUACCAGCCAGUCGGCAAUGCGAACGGAACGCCGGUACAUGAUCGGCGUCCUCAUCUGCGGUAUGAUGAACGAUGAAGAGUACGUCCGCAACUGUCACGUCCGCAUGGCCUACUUCUCCAACGAUCAACGGGUGCUGAAUAUCGAUAAUUUAAUACCGUUCGAGGAGCUGCAGCUAGGGGCGCGCAAAUUUAGUCAAUACAUGGUCGGCGAGCAGCAAAACACGAUUAAGAUUAAGGUUGUUAUCGUACCGCUGAACCGAUUCUCCAACGUAUUUGCUCCAUUGUUGGAGUAGUGUCGGGAGCCUGCCGAACCUUUGCAGAGAGUAGAAUUGUUACUUUCAUCCCCGCCCGCUGUGCUGUUCUCCCGGUUUGGCAGCGACUUGUGGUAGUUUCGACCGGAUAUCGAUUCCAGAGCGGCACUGAAACGGCAUACUUUAGGGCGGGCGAGUGCUAGCGGUACUUUAUUUUCCCAAAUCCUAUCAUCAAAGGAAAAUAACGCCCAUUACUUGUGAUAUAGUGCUUGUUUUUGUUUUGUUUUGAACUUGAAGGAAGCGACAAAGAGUGAGCUUUCGGUUGAGCUAGCCACAUCACAGGAUUUGGUUUAGUUUUUUUUUUUCUUUCGCUUCCUGUGUUGGCUUACUGUUAUUCACUGCAAAUCACAUCACUAGAAUUAUUUUUAGUUACAAGCUAGAACCGUAUGCAGACCGGGUUGUGCACUGAUACAGUGGCCGAUAUUCCUUUGCAAGCGUUGCUAGCGUUUUAAAAGUUGGAAUCCCAGAUGACAAGGUACCGUGGUGUCUUCUUUUUGAAAUAUUUUAUCUUGAUUGUUUUAUAUUUGUUUUGCAAACCAAAUUUUUAGUUGCACAAAAUAAUUUAUAACUUAACGUCUAAGCGGCCGGUGUAGAACGUGUACAGUACAUUAGGUAGUCGGAACGUCGGUUACUGUAUUGCGCAACCCCCCCCCCCCUCCUACUUCCUCUCCACACUCUCCUCCCCCUCUCCUACUUCCUCUCCACACUCUCCCCUCCCCUCCCCACGUGCCACAGUCAUAAACCCCCCUCUCUGAAAGGUUUAGCGUAAGCGCGGGACAGAGCGUUAUAGUAAAUUUACAAGCGAUGCUGUGAAUAUAGGAUCACCGUGUACAGUUAUUACCAUGUGGCGGUUAGAAAACACAAAAACACAAAAAUAAAAACGGGCGAAUCGUUCUGUUUUGCGUAAUAUUUUCGAUUGCAUAAAUUUUCAAUAAAAAAGAACACGUAAAGGACUACGUGUUGAAAUACGUGUAA
This is a messenger RNA of Anopheles stephensi (Asian malaria mosquito), 3556 nucleotides long. RefSeq names its product BTB/POZ domain-containing protein 17 (gene Tango10). Bases 1046 to 2563 code for a protein of 505 amino acids. Gene Ontology annotation, molecular function: protein binding. Lineage: Eukaryota; Metazoa; Arthropoda; Insecta; Diptera; Culicidae. The transcript has 4 exons. The record is from RefSeq and is a predicted model, not a curated record.